Molecule: messenger RNA, 273 nt
Organism: Aspergillus udagawae
Lineage: Eukaryota; Fungi; Ascomycota; Eurotiomycetes; Eurotiales; Aspergillaceae
Gene: tim9
Product: protein transporter TIM9
Exons: 3
Coding region: 1-273 (90 amino acids)
Source: RefSeq, a predicted model, not a curated record
AUGGACGGACUUACAGCCGCGGAACAGCGAGAGCUCGCUUCUCGCAUGGAAAGGAAGCAACUGAAGGAGUUUAUGACUAUGUACUCCAAGCUCGUCCAGCGCUGCUUCGACAACUGCGUCAACGACUUCACCACCAAGUCUCUCAUCUCCCGUGAAGAAGGUUGUGUCAUGCGCUGUGUGGACAAAUAUAUGAAGGCUUCUGGUCGCUUGAACGAGCGCUUCCAGGAGCAGAACGCUGCUAUGAUGCAGGGUGGACAGAUGCCCGGCCGGUAA